Colletotrichum graminicola M1.001 is the source of this 2052-nucleotide messenger RNA. RefSeq names its product F-box domain-containing protein. The record is from RefSeq and is a predicted model, not a curated record. NCBI's taxonomy places the organism in Eukaryota, Fungi, Ascomycota, Sordariomycetes, Glomerellales, Glomerellaceae. Bases 1 to 2052 code for a protein of 683 amino acids. Gene Ontology annotation, molecular function: protein binding. The transcript is spliced from 4 exons.
AUGAAAGCUCACCCCGACGAUGUCGUGCAUUUCGGUCAUGAUAAUCAUGCAUCACAGCUGGUCCCGGCGGCAAUGCGCCUCCCAGUCGAGAUCCUGCACUACAUCUACGAUCUUCUCGACCCAUAUGAUUUCAAUGCUGCACGCCACACCUGCCGACCCUGGUUCUGUGCGGGCUUGAGUCGCACUAUUCUCGUCACUAUGCUCAAGCGAGGGGGAUGGUGGUCCAGCAUCAACACUAUCAUCGAUGUGGAGCAAAACAAGCCCAUGCUUGAGACCCACGAUCAGGAUCCGAACCAAGAGUGGAUUAUGUCCAAGUGGCUCGCCAGAGAGUGUACGUUGGGCCUCGGUCAUCGCGGCCCCGAACCUGCCUUUGUCGAAGUCAGUCAGACGCAAUUCAUCGACUUCAGAUCUGAUGCUUCGACACCCGGGAUCGAUGACGAUGCCAAAUACACCGCAAGUAUGUGCGGCCGCUUCCUAAUGGCCAGCUACGGUUGCACCAUCUAUGUUUACGAGCUGAACCAUCGAUGCAAAAACACCAAGUCUCCCAGAGUUCUCUCCUGUGCCAUGGACACAUCUUGGGGACGCUACUCUAUCGCCGCCGUUCUCGACGGCCGAAACGGCUUCGUCUGUGACACCACAGGUCUGAUGCCAGGAAAAGAGGAAAGCUCUCAAUUGUGCGUCUGUCGCGGGCGGUCACCUUCACUGCCGCCUCCUAUCGAGACAGGACCCAGAUCCAUCUAUCGAAAUAUUUGCACGGCCGACAACCCGCCACGCUCGGUUGCCAUUUGCCCCCAACGUUUUUGCGUCGCUUUUGGCUCCUCGUCUGCUGUCGAACUGCACUGGGUUGACAGCCAAACCAACCGAGAUCUGGUCCGCCGCUUCCCGCUGUCCACCCGCAGCGACUUUGUCUACUUUCUCCCGCCCCGGCCGGCAGUUGACUCAGCCAAGAAGCUUCGACUCAUUAGCUCAGCAGCGGCAGCGGACUGCAGCUCGAGCUCGAUGCAUCUAAUACUGGGGGCGCUGGGCGGAAGUUUUGGCGGAUAUCCUCCAGAAGUCCCGGCUGUCAUCUCGCGUCUUGAGACAUCCGCUGCUGCCUCCGAAACAGACACAUCGAGUGUCUACACAAUCACAGAACAGCAACUGAGUGCCUCAAUCAGCCCUCCGCCAUUCCGCAAGACAACCUGGAGGGGGUGGGAGCGAAGGCUUCCUAGACAUAGGUCCACUGCUGUGGACAGCUACAGGGCCGUGCCCCUGAGCGACGGCUCUCAUAUCCUCUUCACGGACCCAAGGACCGGAUACUUGUGCCUGGGCGCUGAUUCGCCGAUCGGGUCGAUGACUCGUCUCCAGAGAAAGGUGCAGUUUUGCCCACCUCCCACGGCUUGCUCGAAUGCUCCAACCCUGUGCGCUGUGGGAGCCAACCUGGCCAACGGAGUCAGAAUUGCCGCCGUGUUCCCCAUAGCACGAUGGGUGGACCAGCUUGGUUUCCAGUCGGAAAAACAGCUCCUGGUCUUUUACACUUUACCCCCGGAUAUGUUCAAAGAUAUCUCCCGCUUCGCCAACCUGGCUGACAUGCUUGAUCGCCCAAUGCCAGACUGGGUUGCGUGGUGGCCAAUACCUGGACGUCAAGAUGCCGCUGUGACCCAUUUUAGUGGCCCCGAGACGCCAUACCUCCAACGCUCCGGGCCAUCGUAUCCCAUUGAUGUUCACGGACAGCCUGUUGCCGUUUGCUCCGGCCUCGUUGAUCUCGCAUUAGACACAGGUCCUGAUAUGCUGGUCUGGGCAUUUAGUGGAGAUGGUUCGGCUCGUUGCUGGGCACUCAACACCGGGAACACGAAAGGAGUGCGACGAAGCACAGUUUUAAGAGAUGGAAGCAUGCGAGCGAUGGAUGGGGACGGAGAUGUUUUCAUGGACGAUGCGGGUUUGAAUCUUCAGGCGGAAGGCAUUUCGCCGACUGCAGCAAGGCCGUUGACAUUAGAUGAGGACGAUGUUGUGAGAGCGGGGUUCCUCGAGAACAUACAGGGUGUGGCGAGGUUAGAUGUUGACCUUCGCUGA